CACUUGCGUCAGUUGAGAAUUUCACGCCGAUCGCUUUAGACAGUCGUCGCAGUGUUGGCUAAAAGACAGUCGCAAGAACUCGCAUUACUCCAAAAAUUAAUUCAAACUUCGUUUUUGUGUCUACGCUUUUGGUGAUUUAAACAAAAAUAAAUAAAAAAUGGCUCCCCGCAACAAGGAACAAGAACAAGAAGUCCUCAACUGGAUCUUCGCUGUGUUGGGCGAGAAAGUUCCCGCUGGCCAAUACGAGGAUAUUCUCAAGGAUGGCAUUGUACUCUGCAAGCUGAUCAACAAAUUGGCACCAGGCUCCGUUAAAAAAAUCCAAGAACGUGGCACUAACUUCCAGUUGAUGGAGAACAUUCAACGCUUCCAAGCGGCUGUCAAGAAGUACGGUGUACCAGAAGAGGAAAUCUUCCAAACAGCUGAUCUCUUCGAGCGCCGCAAUAUUCCCCAAGUGACGCUAUCACUCUACUCGUUGGGACGCAUUACACAAAAGCAUCCAGAAUACAAUGGCCCUUCACUUGGCCCCAAGAUGGCCGAGAAGAACGAGCGUGAAUUCACUGAGGAACAAUUGCGCGCAAGCGAAGGCCACCUUAACCUGCAGAUGGGUUUCAACAAGGGCGCUUCGCAAGCGGGACAUGGCGGUUUCGGCAACACGCGUCAUAUGUGAAGUGGUGCGAGAGUGUUUCUUUACUUGUGCGUGCGUAGAGCUACCGCUACCACGCGUAGUUUUUUGUAAGGCAUAACUGUUUAAAUAUUAUUAUUUCUUUCGUUUUUUAUUAUUUAAAAGGGCAUUCUUUUUGGGGCAUUUUUCUUCAGUAAUUAUUUUCUAACAUAAAUUCUAAUAAAUAAAUGAAAAUAAAUAUUAAAAAAAAAUAA
Messenger RNA from Anastrepha obliqua, 876 nucleotides. Its product is annotated as myophilin. The transcript has 3 exons. The record is from RefSeq and is a predicted model, not a curated record. Gene Ontology annotation, biological process: actomyosin structure organization. Bases 158 to 667 code for a protein of 169 amino acids. Lineage: Eukaryota; Metazoa; Arthropoda; Insecta; Diptera; Tephritidae. Gene Ontology annotation, molecular function: actin binding.